AUUUCAGUGUUCAUAAUGAAUAAUUCAGGAAUGAAUUCAGCCACCCCAGGUGUGCGACAGGUGCCGCUGCUGGAUGACGACACCAUAGCGUUUGGGGAGGAGGACAAUGCUGGCAAGAAGUUUGUGCACCCGUACAUUGUAUUCUUCCACCUGGUAUUCCGUGUGUCAGCCAUCGUUGUGUACAUACUGUGUGGCUGGUUCUCUGACUCAUUCAUAGCUAGCUUUGUGAUGGUGGUGCUCUUGUUAUCAGCCGACUUCUGGACUGUAAAGAAUAUUACUGGACGAUUACUUGUAGGAUUAAGAUGGUGGAACUAUGUAGAUGAUGACGGCAAAUCACACUGGGUGUAUGAAUCUAAGCAGAACCGCGUGAGCGCAAACGAAAGCCGACUGUUCUGGAUGGGGUUGGUCCUGUGUCCAAUAAUCUGGGCAAUAUUCUUUAUCUUCUGUGUCUUCGGACUCUCGUUUAAGUGGAUGCUGCUAGUUCUGAUUGCGCUGACCCUGAACGGUGCGAACCUGCACGGCUACAUCAAAUGCAAGUACGGAGCUAAAGAGAACCUUAAGUCUGCCACAGCCGACUUCGUGCGCAAGCAGAUCUUCCAGAACGCUUCUAACUUCAUGUUCCCCCAACCUGCACCGCCUACUACAGGGAACACCGGGGUUAUAUAAGAAAAAUAGUUACGUUGUUUACUAUAAUAAUUGUUGUCAAGACUCAUGUAAAGGUUCGUCAUUAAGGGGUUUAUUUAUUCUCUAUUAACUAUCUACUCAGAAACUAAG
Messenger RNA from Hyposmocoma kahamanoa, 774 nucleotides. RefSeq lists its product as uncharacterized. The coding region runs from base 16 to 666 and encodes 216 amino acids. The transcript is spliced from 6 exons. Gene Ontology annotation, biological process: protein secretion; vesicle-mediated transport. The record is from RefSeq and is a predicted model, not a curated record. NCBI's taxonomy places the organism in Eukaryota, Metazoa, Arthropoda, Insecta, Lepidoptera, Cosmopterigidae. Gene Ontology annotation, cellular component: Golgi membrane.